CGUCACCGACUAAGACAACGCAUACCGUAGUCAUCCAGGUACUCUCGAAAUACCAUCUUGGGGUACCAACCUGUUACAAUGGAAGCACCCGCAACAGAAGGCAUCGAGCCAGAGGAGCGGUAUCUCCUGCGAAUCGUCAGCGACGAAAGCGACCUCAACAACGCAACGCUUUUCCUCGGCAGCGGCCAGAAUCUGCUCCUCAGACCGUCCUCGGCCGGCACUCCCGAGCAGUCGGUCGUGGUGAAAAGGGGCCAAGCCCAAGGCCAAUCGACCUUCAUCAUCGAUGGUCCCUUGGCCUCAGGGGAGUCUCUGAUCCUUCAAGGCCCGAGCGGCAAGGGAGAGCACCAGCUCAGAGCCUCCUCCAGGGUGACCCCCUUCGGGAUCGGUAGUGCAAUCUGCCACGACUCUUGGGAGGUCGCGAGAGACGCAGCGGCGCAGAGGCUGUUGCUGCGCUACGCGAACGAGAAUUUCGGGGACCGGAGCUGGGUCGCUGUCCCUCCUCGGGAACCCGAUUCCGGGGAUGAUGCGUGGGAGGUUUGGUGGUACGAGCCAUUGCCGUUCAACGCGAAGGAUUUGCCAGGCGCCAUCGCGGUUGACGUCGAGCUGGUCCCCGUUUGAUGAUUUUGGGGGAUACCAACCCCCCCAUCUAUUAAUUAAAUGAUUCCACGCUGUUCUACCUACCUAGUAAACAAACAAGCAAUCCAGGCCGUCUCCGACAACAAUACCAGUCAACCUGAUAACCGGUGUUUUGGGGAUUCUGCCGACGCCCAUACAAGGCUCCGCGGCGGCAAUUACUCGACAUUUCCUCCCCUCUCUCCCCCUCUCUUUCUUUUUCUUUCUGCC
Messenger RNA from Colletotrichum destructivum, 843 nucleotides. RefSeq lists its product as uncharacterized. The record is from RefSeq and is a predicted model, not a curated record. The coding region runs from base 79 to 618 and encodes 179 amino acids. The transcript is spliced from 2 exons. NCBI's taxonomy places the organism in Eukaryota, Fungi, Ascomycota, Sordariomycetes, Glomerellales, Glomerellaceae.